UUCGUCUUGUGUAUGUCGCUUGAAGCGCAGAGAAAUGUAAUUUUAACAAUUUAUGAUUUAUUUUAUUUUUGAGAAUACAAAGAAAAUUGCAGUUGAAAUUGUUAUUUUGAAAUGCUGAAACAACAUAUAUUAGUUGAACUUAAACAGUUUAUACAGUAUGUGAGCUCCUAUCGAGGUGGAAAUCCUAAAACUUUGACGUCAAAUGCGCUGGUGCGUACAUCGCUGCACUUGUUGGAAGACCUUCCGGCAGCUCGGGAAAUAGUUUUUGAAUACUUUGCUCUUGUAGCUGAAGUCGGUGUGCAGAGUUAUGUGAAUACAGCAAAUGUAGAUCCCCAGACAGGUGUUGGGAUACAACCGCCAAAGUUGGGUGCAAGUCAACAGCAGCAGCAACAGUUGGCAGUUUCAAUGGAAGAUCCUUGUUUCGAAAUUAUUCAGCUAGCUUUGGAGAACAUGGUCAGCAAGGGACCAGGUGCAUGGGGCGCGGUCAUAGCCUCAUGGUGUUUGGAUCUAGUUGGUAGUCUGUCGGACAAAUAUAGCAAACGAAUGUCUAUUGGUGCUGCCUGUAACUAUUGGCUUAAUUGCAGUACAAUGCGAGGCCUACUGACUUUAAUCAGUAUAUGUUUUCGCAAACUUACAAAUGCAGAAGCUGAAACGUGCGUUGAAACACUUUUAGGUGCAUAUCAACGUUAUUCGAUGACUUUUGAUUGGGUCGUGGCACGUUUAGGUGGUUGUUUCCCUUCGAAAAUUAUAUCGCAAAUCCUGCAAUGCAGCUUAAAACGAUUUGCCGACGAUUAUCGGUGUCAUUUCGAUUCAGAAAUUGGUAUUUUGGAAUAUCUUUGUUUUGCCCACGAACAAGUACUUCGAAAUUCGGUUCGAGACCUUUUGCAGGAGUGUCUUCAACCCAAAAAGAAUUUAGAUGCUUUAAUUGUGCCAUUUCUGCUGGAGUUUGGUAAUUAUUCUGAUAUUUUAUUGCAAAAUAUGGUCAGUGUUUUUCUGGAUUUAUACAAUGACGAAAUGCGAGCAGUUAUCAUACAAAAAGCUCCACUUUGGAUGACAAACAGACUAUUUGCAGACAUGCAGCCUUCGUUGAAUAAUAUUGUUUUGCGAUUAAAAUCCCAUGGCGCUCAACUACUAAUUACGGCAUCGAAAAUGGCCGACCAAAAUGUCUGGUGUCAGGAUUUUCUAGAAUACUCCUUGCAGGAGUUGGAACAAAUUGUGUUGAAUGCGAGACUUUGUCCACUUAUGGACGACUUGGCUACCGAGGAAACGAAAUAUAUGCUAUGGAAGAGUUGCAUCAGUACGAAUAUUUAUGAGCAACAGACAGCUGUCCGAUUAAUAUUAAUAGUUUCCACUCAACACUCUCAUAUCUACUAUCAAACUAUUUCGGAAUUAUUGCGUAAAUCUUAUUCUCAUAAUCCAUCUGGUCUUGGCGCUGUUAUAAGAUUGAUGGGAGGACAAUCUGGUGUUGUUGAGUUUCCUGACAUUAAGCCGGGGAUAAAAAUGGUAUUGGAAGAUGUCUUACUACAGGAACAGUUCAAAAAGUCCCGUUUAUCUGCUGCCACAGACUAUUCGGAAGCAUUUAACACAUUUAAGAAUCUUAACACAUUAACCACUAUGCAAAAGAAAAGCAAUGUGAUGUGUAUGAGACAACAUCAACUGAUGUGGGCUUUAAACGAAUGCUUGGCAAAAAUUUUACAAAUACUAGAGGUUACUCUUACCAAACUAAUUUUACGUAUGGAUGCAAUGGCAUCCGAACGGAUCGACGAGAAGUUUAGAGAAAUGCAAAAUCAAACUAAUAAUAACACCAUUCUUGCGUAUGGUUCAUGUAAAAAGCAAAAGUUCGAGUUAAAUACCGAACAAAAUGGGGAAGAAUCACAAGAUGUUACUGGCUAUGAAACGGACCGUCUAGUUUUAGCUCACGCUAUAAUUAAUCUGCUGAACACUAUUGAGGCGGGAUCUAAAACAACGGUUUUACGGACAACUGAGGUUUUGAAGUUGGCGGUUUUGAGUGUUAAAUAUUUCUUUAUCAGUUUAACAGAAAAAACACCUGCACAACGUGCAGAAGCUGUCAAUCGUUCAUACGAGUUGUUUCAAAGACAAUGUCGUGCCCGAAAGGCCUCCCGUUCUGCUUGCUUGAGGGAGUUAAUUGAGGGAUCAUUAUUUUAUUAUGGAUAUUUAUUUGGUCAGUACGAAGAACCUUUACUUGAUGAGUUGCAAAUACCGGAACAUGAGAUGGUCUUGUUGCAAAAUCAAAAACAAAGUUUGGGCCCAAAUGCGAACCGUUCAAUUCUACAUGCUGGUGUUAUAGGCCGAGGUCUUAGACCAGAAAAUAUGCUAAUUGGUGAAGGCUGUCCUCCUGAAAUGCAAACUCUAUUUCUAAAGGCUUUGAAUGUCUGCUGUAGUGAUUAUGAUCAUCAAAUAGUUGUAGAAGCGUAUUCAACUAUAUCGCUUUUGCUAGUGGAAAUGGUUUCCACAGAUGUCAUGUAUAACGGUUUACCAUUUCCCGACGAAGAAUUCACAAAAGUCACAAUGGAAAGAGAUUUACUAAUACGACGUGCUCUCUUAACGUCACCUAUAUUGUGGGCAUUGUUAGGAUUCAUUGCAACUCAUAGACCGGCCCUGUGUUUUUCAUCUGUUUUAUUAAGAGCUCUCUGUGCCACAUCCUUACAUCAGUGGAGAGCAAAAAAUGUGAACAAAUUCGAAACGAUCAAUCAGUCGGGUGAACUUUUGCAAUGUACUAAAAACCUUUUGAAAAUAUUGGCAAUGGGACAAUUGUUACCGCCACCCCUAUCGAAUUUACACGUUAUUAUAGAACAUUUUGAACCACCAGAGAUUGCCUUGCUAUUGAAAGAGUGUGUUUGGAACUAUUUGAAAGAUCAUGUACCGUCUCCGGUUCUAUUUCAUGUUGACAACAACGGCUUACAGUGGCGCAAUGGGCAAUUGUGCAAAAUACCACCGCAAUAUGUGGACACUUUACGCAAUCUUAUGCAAAAGAAAUUAACAAAGCUUGGGCAACAUUACUAUCAAAUGUUUAUCAUGCCAGAAGUCAAUUUACAACAAUAUCCAGCCACUUCAUCAGCAUUAUCAAUCAGCGCAACAACACCUGUCGAAUCUUUACAAAACAUUGAAAAUUCAUCUUGACAAUAUCCUUCCGCUAUGUUGCACAAUAAUACCGCAUAAUUAGGACGACACACACAAUAUUCCAAUAUCUGUAAAAAACAAAGGUUCUUCAAAAAACAAUACAUUUCAUUACUAUCAAUCAA
Molecule: messenger RNA, 3263 nt
Organism: Calliphora vicina (urban bluebottle blowfly)
Lineage: Eukaryota; Metazoa; Arthropoda; Insecta; Diptera; Calliphoridae
Gene: omd
Product: integrator complex subunit 5 omd
Exons: 10
Coding region: 112-3141 (1009 amino acids)
Biological process (GO): snRNA 3'-end processing
Cellular component (GO): integrator complex
Source: RefSeq, a predicted model, not a curated record